Molecule: messenger RNA, 1688 nt
Organism: Synchiropus splendidus (mandarinfish)
Lineage: Eukaryota; Metazoa; Chordata; Actinopteri; Syngnathiformes; Callionymidae
Gene: crip2
Product: cysteine-rich protein 2
Exons: 9
Coding region: 225-947 (240 amino acids)
Source: RefSeq, a predicted model, not a curated record
GACGCAUGCGCCGAUGCUAUACCGAAAUAACCCGUAUAACAUGCGAAACAGCAUCGUUUUAGAUUACAUCUAAUGGCUGGAUUAUUUUAGUUGGAAUGAGGACAUCGCCAACAACAGUCUGACCGAGGGGGUUACAUGUAUUUUUAAAACUCCGGAGUGAAGCGCGCUCGGGCACCGUGGCAGUUGGGGCGGGGCUAUGCAAAUGAGCCGCGUCACCCUGGUGGAUGCUCCGGGAGCGGGACACUUGCUGCGGACAGACGGAGCUCGAGUCGAGGAUCCGGGGACAGUGGCGAACAACAGCAACACUUUCGCUCCACUUCUGCCGCUCAACGAUGGCUUCCAAGUGCCCCAAGUGUGACAGGACGGUGUAUUUCGCUGAGAAAGUGUCGUCACUGGGGAAGGACUGGCACAAGCUUUGUCUCAAGUGCGACCGCUGCAACAAGCUUCUCAACGCUGGAGGCCACGCUGAGCAUGAUGGGAGACCCUACUGCCACAAGCCGUGCUAUGCUGCCCUCUACGGGCCAAAAGGUGUGAACAUCGGCGGUGCUGGUUCUUAUGUGUACGAUGCCCCGGCCAACAACAACCCGUCCACCACCAUCGACUCUGCCACCAAAGCAGAGGAGAAGAAGACGUUUGUUCCAAAGGCGCCAUCGAAAGCUGGCAGUAUCACCACCUUCUCUGGAGAAGCCAACCUGUGCCCCCGCUGUAACAAGAAGGUGUACUUCGCUGAGAAGGUGACGUCGCUGGGCAAAGACUGGCACCGCCCCUGCCUGCGCUGCGAGCGCUGCAGCAAGACCCUGGCGGCCGGCAGUCACGCCGAGCAUGACGGACAGCCCUACUGCCACAAACCCUGCUAUGCCGUUCUGUUCGGGCCCAAAGGCGUGAACACUGGUGGUGUGGGCAGCUACAUCUAUGACAAGGAGCCCAGUGCCGUGAGCCAGCCCUGAACCCCGUGACCCCUCCCCCUCCAUCCUCCUCCUGCGUUCACACUGAAACUCUCCUCCAUCUCCGCUCCAGUCCUCGCAUCCUGACCCGCCACCAGCUCAUCCGACUCGUACGACGCGACUCGACGGCGCCAUCUCUCUCUCCCAUCAGUCUCUAAUCGCACAAUAAUCUCAUUCUCGACUCCAUCUGUGAUUGACCUCACGCCUCACCUGUAACACCCGACCCUCGGAGGACGCUCAGGUGUGGAGGUGGGCUUCUUCGCUGCACACAAAGGGGGCGCUCAGGAGCACAAUAAAGCUUUGUUCAUAUUGGCUGCGGUCCAGCAUGUAAAUGUUUUUGCUGAGAUGUAAAGAUUGUUUUUCUAAAGAGACUGAAGAAAGUAUUUUGUUACAAUCGGAACCGUCAAGUAUCGAAACUGCGACACAGAGCACGUGGGCCGCCACUAGCUGCAGAGCUAACCCCGCUGUUCCCCCAAAACACUCUCACAUAAAUGUGGUAUUUUGCUGUUAGCGCUAGCUUAGCAUGUAGCCUCUGCCGACAAGUCAUUCAGCAGGAAUGUGCAUCUGAUGUUGUUCUGGUUUGUGCUCCAUCUUUAGCUCGUUAGACGCAGCAGGGGGCGCUGUAGAGCUCAACCUCGCUCUUUUUAGUCCCUGUACCAGUAAAUAUUUUAGACUCGUGCCACUUCAGUAUUGGACCAGUUCUGAACUUGUGUUCCCUUUAAUAAAUGCAAUAAAUUGUGACAA